Messenger RNA from Hermetia illucens (black soldier fly), 5416 nucleotides. RefSeq lists its product as uncharacterized. The transcript has 4 exons. The record is from RefSeq and is a predicted model, not a curated record. Lineage: Eukaryota; Metazoa; Arthropoda; Insecta; Diptera; Stratiomyidae. Gene Ontology annotation, molecular function: protein dimerization activity. Bases 140 to 5344 code for a protein of 1734 amino acids.
UCAAUCAGCUGUGUUUUGAAUUCCACAAGUAAAUAAACAAGUUCCAAGCAAUCCGCGCUGUCCGCUGCUAUCUGUGAUGUGAAAUAAUGAAAGAUAUUUGUCGCUAAUAUGAGGAAGCCAAUGCUGAACUUUAUUAAACAUGUCAACCAUCAAAAAAGCAAAAUCUAAAAAGCCAUCAGAGAAAAACAAAGCAUGGGAAAAGGACCGACGCGACCGACUCAAUAGAACAUUUGAGGACCUCGCCAAGUUGCUGCCGCAAUACGACCCAACUGUGACUUGGAGCAAAAAUGAAAUCAUCCAAAAGUCGAUCGCGUACAUCAAAGAGUUGCAUGAAAAGCACGAAAAAAUGCUUGAAACUCAUGACCCAAAGGCGCUCAGCGAUUACAAGGAACUCCUGGACACCCUCAGAUUCUUCAAAUCACGCAACAGUCAACUCGCGGAUCUCCUUACCAAAGCGAAAAUCAGUAUUCCUCCUGCGAAGUUCCCCAAACUUUUAACGGAAAACAAUCUUCUUCCUGAUAACCCCAGUUCGGAGUUCAGGCUUCGACCGGUUGGACGUCCAAAGAAGUAUUCGAACUUGGUUGUCUGCAAUGGGAAUUGCAAUAAGGCCCAGUCGCAAGAAAAUAAGGAAAAUGGGAAUGUAAAUGAGGCAAAGAAGGAGGAUGGGGAUCAGAAACAGCCUGGCCCAGUGGAAGUUGAUGUUUCUGUUACGAAGUCAAACGAAACAGCCCUCAAUGUUUCGACUACGACGGCUGCGACUGCUGCUGUCACGAAAACUACGAAUGCUGUGAUAUCGAUGGGAGUCCUUCUGCCUCUGAUACCAUGUCAACCAACAUCGCAAGCCAGCCAAACUUUGCAGCCACCUGUGAUUGCCAGCCAACCGUUGCAGUCAACAUUGCCUGUCAAUAUGGUCCAGAAAGUGGUUGUCCCCCCGAAAUGUAACAUUUCAGCUAUUCAGAACUUGCCGCGGCUGAACUGCCUCCCUCAGAAGCUGGCAAAAGACAAAGAUGGCAAAGUAAAGAUCUUGCCGUAUCCCGUUCUGAAGGUACACGUCCCUCGAACGGACAAUAAAGUACCAAUUCCAGCUCUCAAACGUGAGAAGGUACCAGUGAAAAAGAAAUUUAGAAGAAGAAGAAAAAUGGUUGCGCCAGAAUCCACAGGGAAGGGUCGGAAGAGGAAAUUAUCUAAGUCGGUUGAUUGCUCGCGUGGCGAAAGAAAUGCGAAGGUGCCUAAAACUGAGGAGAAAGGGGAGUCUGGUACGAAAGAGAAAACGGUUGAGAUUCCUCAAGCAAAUGCAGAAAACAACGACCAGAAACGCAUCGAACAAAACCAAGAGACGAUCACGAAAACUGAGGAGCAAGUGUCAAUGCCGGAAAAUGAUUUGCCAGAAGAAUAUUUUACGGCGCUCCAAAUACCUGAUGCAAAUUCAAAUUCUACUUCAGUUUCGCCGACAGCAGCUUUCUUGCUUUCAUUUCCUGUAGUCAACGCUAGUGGUGGAGGCAAAACCGUCGGUGCAGCAGAAGAAGGUGCUGAGGAUAACCAACACGAAAAAGGAGACAACCAUCAUUUGAGUGAGGGGUUAGAGAAUCUUAACAAUUUUUUCAGCACGAAAGAAUAUUUCAAAUACUGUGGGCAAGGUACGAGCGGACCAGAUAAGAUUGAGGAUGAGAAGGAAUCGUCUGGUGAGAGUGCAUCCAAGACAGUCGGAACGGGAAAUUGUGCCACGUCGGGAGAAGCGAUAGUUUCUUCGAAUGAAGCGAAAAUGCUAACCGAGUCUAAAGUAGUGAAUAAACCAGCGAUUCCUACGUGGCCUUCGCAAAGUUGUGGUGUGAUUGCUUCGUCUGGAGGCUCUUCUGUGAUAGCGACAAGUUCUUACCCAGCUCUGAUAUCCGCUCCUAGUAAGGCACAAGCUUUGUUACCGUCGGUUCAGUCGUUUAGCUCAUCAAACUCAACUUUGACACAAGGUCCGGAGCUUCCUGUAGCCAUUGCACACUCUAUGCCAUCGACAACAGUAGGAUUGGAAAUUAGCGGUCGAUCUGGCAGUUACAUCAAUAGCUCACCGUUUGUGGGUAAUAUUACAAGCUCUAAAGCAGCAGCUCAUCCUUCAAAUUUCUCAGUUUCGAGCAUAUUCACAAGUAGCACGUCAACAAUAGUCACCACAAAAGAACUUUGCUCACAGGUGCCUGGCACCAAGGACGCUAUUCGAUCAGAACCAGGGAAAUCCAUUCAACCUGUUUCUCUGAACACUCCCUUAACGUACUCAACCUCCAGUAGUCAACCUAAAACCGUUCCUAGUUCGAUAGUGACGACAAUCCUGCCUAAUUAUGGCACGCGUCUUCCAAGUGCAACAAAUAAGUUGACACUAUUUCCUGAAAUUGCCAUCUCUGGGCAACGUCCAACCAAAAUCAAUACCCUCCCCAAUCCAAUACCCGCGGCAUUGCCGCAACCAACUAAUUUCCCGACGCUUUUCUCUUCUUAUCCAACAAUUGGAAAAGGGUCGUCAAGUUAUGCGACUGAAAUCCGGCCUUCAGGAGUAGUGGCAGAUGGUUCCACGGCUUACAGAGCUGGAAUUAUAGUCUCAAGUUCGACGAAAAUAUUGGAUUCUUUCAGUUUCAUAUCGACCACUCGGAACCCAGCUCCAACUUCAACAAAACCGCAUGACCCACUGCGAGCGGCGGAGCCAAAUCUGAGUCAUUUUAGACCUUCAGGGCCCAGCUCGGUCCAAUGUAGUGCUGCUGAUUCAUUUGUGGCGAAACCCAAUAGCAAAAUAUGCACUACGACUAUCACAACAUCCUUAGCUCAGACUACUUCGUUUUCAGUUACCUCUGCUGCCGCUUCCACUAUAUCAGGUUCCGCUGUUCAAGCUACGAAAUUGUCUUAUCCAACGACGGUGGGAGGAGUUCCCUCCAGUGCCCAUUUCAGUAAAACUACGACAACUGCCAUGAGUUUAUCGAAGUCGAUCGAUCCGAUAUCAACUUUCGUUUCUGUAAAUUCCUUUACACAACCUUCUUUAAAUAUCGACAACACGUUCAAACCGAUAUUCACAAAUACAUCAUUAACCGAGGUUAAAACCUCUGUCGCUGAACCCAACUCUGCCACCAGCGUUAGUAAAGUGAAUUCGUUAUUCAACUUGGACUCGAUCGUUACAGGCAAUGCUUCUUCAAAAUAUCCCGCAAGUUACACUUCCACAACGAGUUACUACUAUCCACCCAUGGUGCCGCCAAUUAGUGCUGCGUUUACUUUCAGCCUUACUUCUACUACCUCGUCUUCUAGCACAACAACGGCGAUUUCAAGUCAACAUCAAACAUAUUUCCCGCUGACCAAUGUGAACCAAAAUGCGCAAUGGUUGCCGUCUUCAACAAUGCCUGAAUACUGUCCGCCCUUCACCUUUAGUUUAACAUCAUGCACGACAACCUACACCACAUCUACCGACACAGUGAAUAGCUGUUCGUACUACAAAUCGACUCCAUCGAACAAUUCUUUUAUAAAAUCGUCUUCAGAUGCUUCACCUUUCAAUAAAGGCGCAUACCCCUAUCCUGAAGUUACCCUUCCAUCGGUGACGUACUCUUCCAGUAGCUUAACUAACAAUCCACCUUCGCGUCAAAGCAAACAUCUGAACACUCUCCCUGAAGUAAUCCCUUCAUCAACUCUCAACUCCGCCACUAAUUUCACGUUUUCGUUAGCGAAGCCUAAAGUAAGUACCACGACCGUUUCCUCAGAUCUUAUGAAACCAUUGCCAAGCUGCAACGUAACCGAAUCAAAGUACCAAUCGUACUACAACACUUAUAGCUACAGCAACUUCUCAGAUACAUAUUCUAAGGAAGCGACAAGUUUCACAUUCGCCUUAACCAAACCAAGUCAAAGCGCUUCCCUCUGUUCCGGAUCAAUGGAUUCGAGGAUCCCACAAAGGUUUACUGGCUCGUUUUCAAUUGAUGCAACAUUGGGCACCAGUACAACCUACAGUCCUCAAAAUGAACAGAAAACGCAUACAAUACCUCAACAAAACAUACAAACAACUGCCCAAAAUCCUGACUUCCGACAAACCUCUUCGAAUAUGAAUAAAUCAAACCACUUCCACCAUUCCCAAGAUGCAACCAAAAACCCUCCAAACUACUAUGGGUCGAACCAAGAAAAGCAAACUAAGACCUCGCAAAAGAGCCAUGUAAACUGGAUGACUUCAGGCCAGCACUCCGAGCUAGCGAAUUGCAAUCAACAGGCACCUUCCUAUUAUCCUUCAUAUGUGGCUCCUUCGGUUGAUUUCAAUAACAAAGGAAACUGCUUUGUACCAGGAAACCCUGAAGAUAAUCUGCCUCCUUGGUCUCCUUCCAAAAUUCUCGACACGAGCCAUUUGUUCCCAUCUAUCCCUGCGCAGCAGACCUACUACAACGAAUUGAAUCCUUUGGCAGCACCCAACAACGAAUCCAAACCAUACCCCGCACCGCAGAAGUCAUAUCCUAAACCAAUCGAGGGAAAUUUGAAAAGCACCAAACCAUGCAACAAACCUAGUAACCAAAGCCAAACAAGCUUCUUCUCCGUAAGUCAAUUAGUUGAUCAGAACGCACCCAAGACUUGCGAUACGUUUGGCAAGAAAAGCACCUCAAACAAAAUGAAGGAUUGCCUUAAAGCUCAAAAUUCUUCCAACAGCACCUUGAACUCCUCACAAAAUGUCUAUCAUAACCAGAAACCUUCAACUUUAAAUAACUAUUCAGCUGAGGCUCUCAUCUCCAAAAAAGAAAAGCAUCGAAGCCAUCCUCUUCCGCAUUCUGUGCAUCAUCUCCAUAACAACGACUACUACCCCUCUCAAAACGAUUCCUUGAACCCUUACAUGUCUCAAGAAAGUGACAACUUCAAUUACAACACAAAUUAUUUCUACAACUACAUGCCAGCGAAUCAGAAUUACAUGCAAGAUGUGGACUACUUACCGUCAUAUUCGGGUGAUACCCAACUUGGGAGAACUUCUACCUCUUUCAACAGAAAGCCUCUUCCUUCCGGGAAUUCAUAUAGAACGACUGACAAGAAGGAUCAAUCCAAUGUAGCUCCGUUGCCGAACCUAAUGCCAUAUGACUCUGCUCAUAAUGCACCAUCUAUGCCACAUCCGCUUCCUACGGUUGACACCUUUGACCCCAUUCACUAUGGAAAUAACAUUCAGCAUAGCUGGGGAGGUGCGAAAACCACAGGAGCGAGCUAUCCCAAUGCGCAAGUGGUUGCUCCUUUUGGGGAUGAAGCGAACUUGUCCGGUUGCAAUCAAGUUGGCACUGGAAGUAGUGGCAAUAAUUUGACUAAUUUCAAUUUGAGUACAAUUUGUCCUGAGAUCAGCGGAAAGGUUGGUCAUAAUAAUUGGUAGAUGCCAGAAUGAAUGGUUUUUAUUGUAAAUAAUAAUUUAUUAUUAAACUAUGUACAUAGCGUAAAUAUAUGU